Messenger RNA from Oryzias melastigma (Indian medaka), 245 nucleotides. Its product is annotated as sodium- and chloride-dependent GABA transporter 1-like. Gene Ontology annotation, biological process: sodium ion transmembrane transport. Lineage: Eukaryota; Metazoa; Chordata; Actinopteri; Beloniformes; Adrianichthyidae. The annotation marks the transcript as partial. The transcript has 2 exons. The record is from RefSeq and is a predicted model, not a curated record. Gene Ontology annotation, cellular component: membrane.
UUUCAGGUGGUGUACUUCUCAGCCACGUAUCCCUACGUCAUGCUCUUCAUUCUGUUCUUCCGAGGGGUCACUCUGCCCGGCGCCAUCGAUGGGAUCCGCUUCUACAUCACUCCAGACUUCAAUAAACUCGCCCGAUCUGAAGUGUGGCUGGACGCAGCGACUCAGAUCUUCUUUUCAUACGGACUGGGUUUGGGCUCACUCAUCGCUCUGGGAAGCUACAACCCCUACAACAAUGACGUCUACAA